Molecule: messenger RNA, 4736 nt
Organism: Anopheles stephensi (Asian malaria mosquito)
Lineage: Eukaryota; Metazoa; Arthropoda; Insecta; Diptera; Culicidae
Product: DNA helicase MCM9-like
Exons: 2
Coding region: 189-3515 (1108 amino acids)
Biological process (GO): DNA replication; double-strand break repair via homologous recombination
Cellular component (GO): nucleus; MCM complex
Molecular function (GO): single-stranded DNA binding; ATP binding; single-stranded DNA helicase activity
Source: RefSeq, a predicted model, not a curated record
CUUCUAUAUCCAUAUACCUUGCGCGGCAGGACGAAAGUUGAAUUUGUUUUUCCUAUUUAUUGGCCUUUCCAUGCAGGAUCAUCGCGUUGUUUUUAAGUCCCUUUUUUGUUAGAUGUUGAUUCCACCUUCGUUUACUGCUCCUAUUUAUUGUGUGUGCAUUUAUUAUACAACAAUUCAACCUUAUUGCCAUGGAAGCAUACCUGAAACAGUAUCACGAUCAGGAGAUCACCGAUCUGCUAAACAAUUCCGAUGAUUUGCUGCACGUGUCCAUCCAUGUAAGCUUAACACACCUGCAGCGCAAAGCACCGCAACUGUUUGCGCGGAUCUUUCACGACACGGAAGCCGAGCUGGUACGAUGGAACGACUGUUUGCUUCGUGCGCAAAAGUCGCUCAUCGAGGGUAAUCUCUUUCUCGAGCCGGGGUUUCAAAUCAAGCAAAACUGCCACGUACGUUUCGUGAAUGUACCGGUGUCACCGGCCGAGCUUCGAAAGACGGCCUACCCGAACAAUGAAAGCGUCGGUCAGUUUCUGCAGGUAAAGGGUAGUGUCAUCCGUAUGACUUCUAGCCGAUUCCUGGAGUACAAACGGGAGUAUGCAUGCACUCGCUGCAAGCAAAAGGUGCUGAUCGAGGCAGAGUACAGCAAGUCGUACGUUUUCGAACCUCCGGGACCAUGCCCGAACGCGCGUGAAGCCGGCUGUCGCGGGCAGCUGCAGCCAGUUUCGGCACAACCCCAGCCCGAGCUUUGUCGAGACUAUCAGGAGAUUCGUAUCCAGGAGAUAAUGAGCGAACGGAACGUACCGGCUUCGCUGGUGGUGACGCUGGAAGACGAUCUUGUGGAUAGCUGCCAGCCGGGUGAUUGUGUGACCGUUUGCGGUCGUAUUGAGCAUCGCUGGAAACCUCCGGUCGUUGGCCGGCGAACGGAGGUGACAAUCGCGAUGCGCGCCAACAGCGUUACCAAGGAGGAAAGCAAAGCUAGCUGGGCGAAAGACUUGCCCGAGCAUUUGCUGUGUGUGCAGGCCGAGUGGCAAGAGGUUUUGCGUGAGAUCGGUGAACUGGCGGCACGCGAUCUGUUGGUUCAAUCGAUCGCUCCCGCCAUCCGCGGUAUGUAUCCGGUGAAGCUGGCGAUAGCGCUUGCAUUGGCUUCAUGUACGGAGCGAAUCGUUGAAGGCGACCAGCAGGCCACAGUCCGAGGACACUCUCAUCUGCUGUUGGUCGGUGAUCCGGGGCUAGCCAAAUCGCAGCUGCUAAAGUUUGCUUCGGAAAUUGCAAGUCGCGCGGUGUACACCACCGGUAUGGGUUGCUCAUCGGCCGGGCUAACGGCUGCCGCGGUUAAGGAUGAAGGAGAGUGGCAGCUGGAGGCCGGUGCACUCGUCCUAGCCGAUGGCGGAAUAUGCUGUAUCGAUGAGUUUAAUCUGAUGCGCGAAACCGAUAAAGCCUCCAUACACGAAGCAAUGGAGCAGCAAACGAUCAGCGUGGCCAAGGCGGGUAUGGUUUGCAAGCUGAGCACACGGUGCGUCGUGCUGGCGGCUACCAAUCCGAAAAAUCUCUACACAAUGUCCGACGGCGAGGGUACGUCGGCGGCGAACAUUGGCAUUGGCGGACCGUUGCUGUCUCGUUUCGAUAUGGUGAUGAUUUUGCGGGACAUUCGGGCACCCGAUUGGGAUGCGGACAUUGCCAAUCAUCUGCUCGCGCUGGCCCUGCUGGACGAGGAUCGGGAGUGCUUCGAGGGCGCGAAUGGUAACCGAUCGGAGCGCAUCGCUCAUUGGGAAUUGGAAAAGCUGCAGCUUCAUUUUGCCGCCAUCAAGGACAUUCAUCCAACGGUGUCCCAUGAGGCAAACUUGAUUCUCGGCGCGUACUACAAAGCCUGCCGAUCGGACCCGUACAGAGAUCCCACGCGGACGACGGUACGGCUGCUGGACAGUUUGUUCCGAUUGGCGCAGGCACACGCCCGCUUGCUGUUUCGCAGCGAGGUAACUCCGAUCGAUGCGAUCACGAUCAUUCAGCUGAUGGAGGCGAGCUGGGGCUUUGGCAAAAUCGGUAUACCGAUUUACAAUCUUAUUAAAGCACCGCUUCCACUUGGCCCGGAACAAAGCUUCAUCGAUCGGCUGCUGAAUUUGCUAAAUUUGCACGAUGCCGUGCAGGAUACGGCCACGGUGCGACCGAUCGAUGCGACCAUACUGCGCCGCUAUCACCGGGAAAUGAUCGAGAAACAAAGGCGAAAGCAGAUGGAAAAGCAGCACCAAGCCAAUCCGGAAGGCGGACGAAUGGGGUACGAUCCAGAAGCAAGAACGCAACAGACGAUCAUGUCUACGUUAACUACGGUAGACGAAUUUCAGGAACAGCAAAAAACUUCUUCAGUAUCGCCACCGGCUCCGACUCAUUCAAAGUACGCUUUAAACAUACGGGCAAAUUUGAAAAAGCUACGCAAACCUACCACCACCGACCCUGCUACGGAAGAAUCUAAUCCAAGAGGAGCCAAAAAACGCAAACGUCCAGCAAACGAGGUCGAUGAGGAUCCAACGUUGAAAGCACCGCUGGAUGAAGCUGCGGUAGGAAAUUUGCUUGGCUCCUUGAGGAAGCAUUUUGUGGAAUCGGAGCCGGAAACACUUUCACCGCAGGCGUCGGUCCAAACGGCGAGCCAAACCCAAAGCAAGGACGCUUCUUUUAGUGCACUGCUGGACACGAGUCAGAUAUUUGACGACGACGACGACGAUGAGGAUCCUACAUCCCGUUCAUCACUAGCGCCGCUUGAAAAACAGGUUGUUCCGGAAGCCCUAACAAAAGUAGUUCGUUCAAAGGACACUUCUUCCGGGGGACAAUCUAGUGUCACUCCCACCCGUAAGGCACGAAAUGAAUCGUUCAGUGCACUCCUUGAAGACGGUGCAAAUAAUAGCAGAUUGCUCAAUGAGGAUAUUGAGUUCGAUGAUGAGUUAAACCUAGCGUUGGAAAAUGGUGCCAGCGCUGAGAAAGUUUGCGCACCGCUAGCCGACACCAUACCGAACACGAUUGCCAAUACGGGAUGCAGUAGCGGUAUAAGCAGUCAACCGGAAGUGGAUACCAGCGCUGAACGUUCCGUGUAUCAGAUAAAGCGAUCCACUCAACGGAGACAGCCCACCAGCAGUCAGCGUUCAACUGGCACGCAGCUGCCUACCGAACCGGAUACAGACGAUUUGCUUAACUUUGAAAUAGAACCCUCGGGAGAGUUUCCACUGCUCAGUGGGUCUGCUGGCGACGAGCCCACUCCCUCCUAUCGGCCCGGAUUACGCACUCAGACGCGUCAAAAAUUGCACCAGUUCGAGUUUCAACCGAAGCGACCCGUUGAUGCUGCUGCCCGUUUGGAGGAGGAUGACAGUGCGUACGAUUCAAUGCUGCGUGAUAGAACCGUACGAAAGGAAGGACAAGCUACUCAGGGGCUUGAAAUUGCCGCUACUACUACUGCUACCACUACUACUUCACAGUACAGUGGACUAGCCGAUGAAGACGUUGAACUAAAUCUAUCCGAUAUUGAGCUGUAGCAAGAGAGGGGUACACCAGCACCACCUCCGAUGUAAAACCAACGGCUGUGAUAUUUAUUUGUGAGAUGUUUUUUUCCGUUUCACAUUAUAAAAUUCAAUUGCAUUUUUGUUUGUAUUUACUCUUCCUUCCCUCUUCUGUUGACCGUUGCGCUUUCUGAAACGAUCGCGGCCAUUUUAAAACUAUGUCUCUGAUGUUUGAAAUUAAAGGAAAAGAAACCAAGUGAACUGAAACAACCCCCUUAUUGCUACACUAUAUAAUUCGUUCCUCUUGUGCUAGGCGAACGUUAGGAAGCAGACGAAUGCGUGUCUUGCUUUUCUAUACCCCCAGCCUGGAAUUUCUGUGACCUGUGUCGCUGUUACUGUGUUACAAAUUCCAACAUGCGUUCCCGCGAUCACCGCUACGGACGACGGAAUGACCGAGCUGGUGCCGCAGUUCAAUGCUUUGAUAGAUGGGCCAAUGCCAAUAACCACUUACACCGCACCGCAAGUUUUGUUCGUCCCGAUCAGUCGAUCUAAUUUACGCUUACGUUUGUUCUUUCUUUCUCUCCAGGUUUCCCAGUCGUUCGUAAAAUAGUAAAAUGAACACAUCUUUUGCAACAACAUUUGCUUUAACGCCCGCCAAAGUUCGAACUGACCUAACUGUCUGACCUAAAUUCUGCAGUUCGAAUGAAUCGAUGAUAUAACGCAGAUUAAUCUGCAUGUGCUCUGCCACAUUGCGAGUGCUACUCUAGUCAAUUCUGUUCCUCCUGCUAGUGCUGUGAGACAGUAAAAUGAGACACUGUCUUUGUAAGGUACAUCUAAUGGUGUAUAAAUGUGUUGCAGGGAAAAAUACAUCUAUUUAAGUGUUUCUGAACUUUGCAAUGUUAGCCAUUUGCGGUCAAACAAACUAUAUUUUCAAAUACUUCACCCUAUUAGUGAUACCGGUGAUGACCAAAUUUCCGGAUCGAAAUGAAAGGAUAAGAAAUGUAAAAAGUGUUUGCUUCUGCUAUUCUGAUUCCGGAAAUGGAAAAGAUGCUUAAGCAAUUCCAGUUUCCCCCGAUCGUUUCAUUUUACACUGGAACGCACCCGAUUUGCGCCACCUGUUGGAUGUAUUCGUCUUCCGAUUGUGAGUCACACUAAGCUAUUAACUCAAUCUUUCGAUCAUCCUGAACAGUUUUGAGCAUGAUGAUGGAACACAGGAACAAGCUAGUUUAUAGCUUAUCGUGUGGGGUAACAAACAAA